Molecule: messenger RNA, 4671 nt
Organism: Cladophialophora yegresii CBS 114405
Lineage: Eukaryota; Fungi; Ascomycota; Eurotiomycetes; Chaetothyriales; Herpotrichiellaceae
Exons: 2
Coding region: 1-4671 (1556 amino acids)
Molecular function (GO): protein binding
Source: RefSeq, a predicted model, not a curated record
AUGAGCUACAAUCUCUGGCGCUGCCUGUUCGAAGAUGAUGUCGACGCGUUUCGACACUACCUGGCUAACGCCACCGUCUCCUCCACGGCACCGAGAACCACGAGCACCGGACAAGGAUUCGGGCUGAAGAGCAGCAGUCCAGGCAACCUGGCCGCCUCUCCGAAGACAUCAUUGAAAUAUCGAAAGAGUUCAGGGCACACCCCAACGAACGCCACCCCGGGCAAAAAUGCUGGCGCAGUGCUCACGAGAGCCGACCUGAACACAAAGGACAGCUUUGGGAGAACCAUUCUGCACCACGCUGCGUCAUUGCGGUCGGAAGAUGCUCUGCAGUUCGUCAAGGUUCUGUUGGAAAUGCCCUUUCUGGACCUAUCCAUACAGGACUUGGAGAGCGGAUGGACGCCACUGCACAGAGCGUUAUACUUUGGCAAUAUUUCCACUGCACACGCGCUCAUGGCUCGAGACCUCCAAGACGCCACUGACUACACGACGACUGCUCAGCACUCGCAGGCUGGAGGGUUGGUCAAGAUCAAGGACCAUGAAGGCAAUAGUCCCUUCGAGGUUUUCGGCUUGACCAUUGCACCUCGUUCCCUCCAGCACGAUUCAUCCACGCUCCCACCUGUGCGCGAUGAUGACAGCACCAAUGGCAUUGAUGAUAAUGGGGACCAGCAAAAUGAGGACCGUUCAAGGCCCCAUGUCCAUCCUUCAGUCGAUCUACUAGGCGACGAAGUCUAUGCAUUUGGGAGCAACAAGAAUCUGUCUCUGGGUACGGGCGACGGAGACGACAGGCACUAUCCCGAACGCCUUCACUUUGAGAGACCUGAGCAUCUACUCCGCCGCCUUCUCCAUGACCAUCUAGCUGAAAGACAGAAAGGCUGGGUACACGAAGAUCUCACGCAUAGCACCGGCGCUCUUCAUUCUCAUAAGACCUUGCCAGCUAUAAUUCGAUGUCGGCCCGUCACCAUUCAGAAUGUCGUCAUGUCAAAGCUUCACACGGCUGUUUUGACCAACGAUCCAGUUUCCAACUUGUAUAUUUGUGGAUAUGGUCCGGGUGGUCGUCUUGGGACUGGCGACGAGAACACCAGCUUCAUAUAUCGUAGUAUUCAGGCCGGCGGUCUAGCCAAGCGACGCAUCUCGGCAAUCGCACUUGGGCAGGAUCAUUCCAUAGCGGUUUGCUCUCAGGGUGAAGUCUUCACGUGGGGUAGUAACCGCUACGGUCAAUUGGGAUAUGCCCUUCCAGAAGCACCAAAGGACGAGGUACCAACUCAGCUGGUUCCCCGACAGCUCUUCGGCUACAUCAAAAAGGAAGUCAUUUUAGGGGCCGCAGCAUCGGCUCUGCAUUCAGCUAUUUACACACCUUCGGCCUUGUACACAUUUGGCAAAAACGAAGGCCAAUUGGGCCUGAUGGACGCCGACGCUCGCUCAUUAGAGGUGCAGGUGCUCCCACGCCGGGUUGGAGUUUCUAUUUUGCAGUCGCCCAUCCAGUCGGUAAGCGCGAUUGACCGUGCAACGAUCGCCCUGCUCGAGAACCAUGACGUGAUCGUCUUCACGCAUUACGGCUGGACGAAGGUGUUGUUUCCCUUGGAGACCUUCUCGAAUUAUUACAUGUCGGACAAUCUUUCAAUGAGGUACAAUGUGGAAACAAACUACAUCAAGCAGGUUACCGGCGGAGGCAACACAAUCUGCACGAUGUCAUCUUUUGGCGAAGUCUACACUAUCGAAGUCCCCAGGGUCUCGGAAACAGUGCCCUCCAAUGCGUCUACAACCAAUCCCACCAAGGCACGUAAUGCUUUACCUGUCCCUUCGCGCCUCUGGUCUCUCGGCAAAGCUCAUAUGGCAGCAACAGAUGUCGCCGUGGGUCAGGACAGUUCGAUCAUCAUUUGUACGGCCUCCGGCUCUGCCUGGCGAAAGGAAAAGCGUGCGAAUGUCAAGUCUGUCCGCGACACGAAGAAAGGAUCGGGUCGGCCGAAGGAUUACAAGUUCGUCCGGAUCCCGAAUCUGACGGGGGUUGUCGCUGUUCGAAGCAAUGCUUUUGGUGCCUUUAUGGCAGUGCGCAAAGAUGCCACUGUGACCCGCGAGCAGAUCUUGCCCGACUCACCAAGCCUGUGGAAUGAUGUGUUUCAUCUUUUGCCCUUCCGGGAAUAUGGACGCACGGAGACUACACCCUCAUCAGGCAAUGAUCCAGCCCAGAUAGCUCGUGUUGUGAUCAGUAACGCAUCAGCCGAGUCCGAUUUUCUUGCCAUAGCUCAACGGCACGAACCGCUAUCCCGGAGCCAGUACGAUCUCUGGAUUGCUUCAACAGUCACAGACGUCCGCAUUCCGAUCCACUCGUUCAUCCUCAAGGGCAGGAGUAGUGUGAUGCGGAGCGCCUUGACUGAAUUUCAAGAAACAUAUUACUUUGCCAUUCCUGACGUGCUCUCCAUCGAAUACGGACAAGACGGCCAGAUACAAGUUACGUUCAAGCGCGCGGACUUCCUGACUCUCGCCACCUUCGUCUUCUACUUAUACACGGACAACUUGAUCGACGUGUGGCAUUACACUUCCCAGGCAUUGCACCUCGCACCUCGGUACAGGUCCGUCCGGCUUGAGCUCAUGAAAAUCGCAACUCACCUCGAAAUGAGAGGUCUUGAACGCGCAGUAAGAGUCAUGGUUGAUCCUGUCCGUGGGCUUGCGAACGAUAUGGAGCUUGCAGUCUUAGACCCCGACUUCUUCUCCGACGCCGAUGUGCUUAUCGAACUCGCCGAUGACGCCGAACUACCUGCGCACAGUGUGCUACUGUGUAGUCGCUGUCCGUUCUUCGAUGGUCUCUUCAACGGACGAACUGGCGGAAUGUGGAUGGCAUCGCGGCGCAAUGAAGCUGAAGCAGAGUCUGAGGCCGUACGCGUCGACCUCAAACAUAUUGAUGAGAAGACCUUCGUCAUGGUCUUACGCCAUUUGUACGCCGACACAGGAGAAGAGCUCUUUGAUGACAUUGUCACUAGUACCCUCGACGAGUUCCUGGACAUUGUCAUCGAGGUGAUGUCAGUUGCGAACGAGCUUAUGCUAGACCGACUAGCACAAAUAUGCCAGCAGACUCUGGGCCGAUAUGUCAGUGUCAGAAAUAUCUGCUCUUUGGUUAACACAGUUGCAGAGUCGACAGUCCAGAGCUUCAAGAAAGCUGCGCUCGAAUACAUAUGCCUAAAUCUUGAGAGCAUGAUGGAGCUGAGGUUACUCGAUGACCUGGACCCAGACCUGCUUUUGGAGCUCGACACUGUUGUGCAAGAUAAUCAACUGGCCUUUUUGCCGUUUGCUCGCAGCGAGCGCGCUGAAGCUGAUCUUUUAGAGAGUCAUCCUGACCUUAUCAGUCAGAUCGAGACAGCUCGACAGAGAAGAGUAGAUUCCAUGCGGUUGCGCUCGCGGUUGGUGGAAGACGAAGAACGUUACGCGUCUUCUGUGAAGGUGCGAUAUGGGAGUCUGGAUCGCCACGCAUCUUCACCGCACAAUAAAAGUGCCCUACGAACUCCAGCGGACGCAUCUCCACUCAGCACUCCGAGUCAUAGUCCCGCGAUUAUGGCGAAUGAUACAGCAGAUGAUCUUCCGUUCGACAUGGACGCGGACAUCCCUGAGCUUCUCCCAGCUGCUGCCCGUGAAGACAUGAAUUCCCCUGCUGUUAGGGUUGGCUCGUCGUCAGAAAACACCAGGCCGACAAGGCCGUCAGUGCCGACCCGGCGGUCGGAGCCUGGGUCACCUCCCAGAGGUACAAUACGCGUAGGAGGGGCGGGCUCGUCGGACUUGGAGACUCACGGUGUGGCCGAUCCGAUCAGCGCUGUAACUCCCACCAAUGGGUUUAACAGUCGGGGAGCACCAUGGCAGAUCCCCCUGCACGGCUCGAGAAAAGACGGGCUCAAAGACAUCAUGGAGCAAGCGUCAGCUGGCCGGGUGUCUCAAUUGACUCAGGCAAUGCGAUCAACCUCAACGACUCCCAAAACUGGCGCUAAAGUCUCUCAGAAAGAGCGCAAACGACAGCAGCAACAAAUCAAGGAGCAGACGGUCAAAAUCUCAGAGACCGUCCGGGCAACGCCCGCCGCAGAUGCCCCUUCUUCACCAUGGCAGACUAUUGCAAAAUCGCUCAAGACAGAGUCCUCACCGAUUACGGGUGCGCGGAGAGAAUCAGGCAAACAAGCUCAGGCGAAGCUGCCAAUAUCCCUGCUCCAGCCAUCGGUUGGAGCAUCAUCUCCAGGCCCUGUAGCCAAAGAACAGGCUGGUGAUGGCCCACCCCCUGGCCUUACUCCUCCCUCGUCGAAGCCUGCGUCUCCUCAGAUUCAGUCGAUUCGCCAUACGCCGGUGCGCACAAGAGGGCCACUGGUGGAUGCACGGACGUCGAUGGCUGAGAUCCUCUCUCAGCAGCAAAUCGAGAAGACGGCUGUUAGAGAGGCUGUGGCGAAGCGAUCCCUUCAGGAAAUUCAGCAAGAGCAGGAGUUCCAGGCAUGGUGGGAUAAUGAGAGCAAGCGAGUGCAGGAGGAAGAGGCGCAGGCCACCGCAACUGCUGGUCGUCGCGGUAAAGGAGGUCGCGGACGUGGUGGACUUCGUCGCGAGAAGGUCACGGUCAACAGAAAGUCCUCCUAUAGCACAGGGGUUCACGUCUGGCGGAGAGACCGACCCUGGGCUCGCUGGGAUGUCGCGAGGCGGUGCUAA